Thunnus maccoyii (southern bluefin tuna) is the source of this 3333-nucleotide messenger RNA. Its product is annotated as interleukin-18 receptor accessory protein-like. Gene Ontology annotation, biological process: interleukin-18-mediated signaling pathway. The coding region runs from base 1123 to 2463 and encodes 446 amino acids. Gene Ontology annotation, molecular function: interleukin-18 receptor activity. NCBI's taxonomy places the organism in Eukaryota, Metazoa, Chordata, Actinopteri, Scombriformes, Scombridae. The record is from RefSeq and is a predicted model, not a curated record. The transcript has 11 exons.
CUGUUAAUAACACGUCAAUAAGCCACACUGUUGCACUAGGUGACAUGGUCCUUGGCUCUGACAUUUUCACUCCAAGGAGAGUAAUUCCAUGUAAAACUGAAAUGAUACUUUCCGCGAGGGUCCGUAGGGUCCACCUGACAUAAAUUUCAUCAUCAGAGGGUGUAUGUGUAGGCUCUGUGCGGACAUCCGUGUACCUACAAUUUGUUGUGUGCAGACGGACCUGUCCACCCCAGUCCGCAUGGUCACAACGCUGUCUCCCUGUAUCUGUAUCCUGAUCUACUGCAAAUGUGUUGAACGCGUAUAAACAUUAGACAGUAUAAACAGAACAACUACCCAUCUGUGGUGUCUAUAGCUGUCCGUGCAUGUGUUCGCGUGGGGCUACAAAUGAAGCUUAACAGUGCUUCGCUAGCUUGCUGUGCUAUAUAUCACAACCUCUUGAUUUUGUAUUUAGUGAAAAUUACAAUGUAGCACAAAGUCAAGAGGUUGUGAUAUGUAGCACAACAUGCUAACAAAUGCGCAGCUAGCAAAUGCAUUACAAGGAACUGCUCUCCUGAGACUGAAAAUGUGACAGCUGUUGCUAGUGUUUGGAGCCGUUUCUAAUCAAAUUACCGUAACCCUUGCCUUCGGAACAUGUCAACAUACUGGGCAUGAAGAGAUCCCUUCCCUAACAAGAAAUAAGGGACAAAAUCAACAGUUACAGAACCAGUUAAAAGUUUGGACACACCUUCCCAUUCACUUGAAUGAGAAAGUGUGUCUAAACUUUUGACUGUUAAUGUAUGCAAAAAUGCAUUCCAUAAACAAAACAGUGGGCAUCUUCCAAAGUUACCAUGUUUUUGGUCCAGAAUUUCCUCUUUGUGUUAUAAUCCCUCUGCAAGGAUCAUCAUGAAGACAGUGGCUGUCAUUUUGUGCUAAAAGAGAAUAACUUCUGCAGAUGCACACUUCAUUUAACUACCUCACAUUGUUGAAGACUCAUUUAAGCUUCAGCUGAGCUUUGGAGCACAUUUUUGUAUGAAAAGUUAAUACUGGAAAUUCACCAAUUGCAGAUUGAGUGGCAGCAAGUUUCAUCUGCAGGUGUUGGAGAAAACCAGUCUGCAAUGCCCUGAGCCUGAGGACAGCAGUAUAAUGCUGGUUGCGAGUAAACGUGGCAAGAUUCCCUGCCCAGGUCUCAACUGUUACAGCACAGACGUCAGCUGGUACAAGGGUAACAACACUCCAUGGAGGAGUAGACUCUGCAGUAUGGAGAACGGCGAGUUAAUUUUCGCCAAAGUCAGUUACCAUGACACAGGUGUAUAUUUCUGUGAUAGACUGAUAACUGAGCAAGGAGUCACGUGGACUUUCAGGAGGGCUGUUAAUGUCACAAGCAUACCACGUGAGAACGCAACAUACCCUCCAAGGAUUGCGCAUCCUGCUGACAACAUGACAGAAGUAGUGCAGCUUGGCCAGCCUCACAAUCUGACAUGUGAGGUAUAUUUUCCUUUUGAGAUAAAGUUUUUGCCGGAGGUGCAGUGGUACGUGAAUUACAGUGGCAGCAUGGAGAAUAUGACUCUACUACACAUGCAGAGCCAACAACAGAACAGAGUGUCAUUUGAAGAGUAUGUGGUCAUACAGACAGCCAUCAUAAAUGAGGUGACUCCACUACACUUGAACCACAGAUAUACCUGUAUCGCAAGGAAUACUGUCAACACCAUAAGUGCCACUGUCAAGCUCAAAACUGAAGUAAAAUGGCCAUCACUGGUUGGCUAUCCUAUUGCGUCUUUGCUGCUGGUAGCUGGGUUGGGAAUCAUUUUGCGUGUGAAAUGGCUGGAAGUACAAGUAAUCUACAAAUCCCAUUUUCAACGCGGAAAACUCGAUGGAGAUGAGAAAGAGUUUGAUGUGUUUCUGUCAUAUGUGCUGAGUCCUCCAUCAGCAGAAGUGGAGGGAGGUUUGACCCUUUCCUCCCCAUCAAGACCUGACAGUGAUGUGAAAGAAUGUCUGUCCAGCCUGGACCCGCUAAACACAGAGGAGGGGAACACCCAGAGGGCACUAGAGGUGCUACUCCCCCAAGUGUUAGAGGACCGGUGGGGGUAUCGCCUCUGUCUGCUGGAGAGGGAUGUGCUUCCUGGAGGAGCAUAUACAAAUGAUGUGGUCCACGCAAUACAGAGAAGCAAAAUGCUCAUUUGUCUCCUGUCAGAUGACUACCUCUCCAACAGCAAUGCUGUGUUUGUACUGGAAUCAGGAGUUCAGGCUUUGCUGCAUAACUCUGCCCUCAAACUCCUGCUAAUAUGGACCAACAGAACUUCAAAAUCCCUCGUCCAGCCAGACCCGCCGCUGCCUUCAGUGGUCCAAAGGGCCUUGAAGGUGCUACCCAGUCUGGACUGGACCUCAGGCAAGCCUGCAAGUGCAACCAGCAACUUCUGGAGAUCACUGAAAAAGGCCAUGCCCAAUCACAGAGUAAAGCUGGUUUCACUCAUGCAGAACCAAUGAUUGGACUCUUACAAAAACAACAUGUUUUAACUAACAUGGUGCACAGUAUUUUGAUAGAUUUGGUUUGUGUUAUCCCACUCUUCACUGAAACUGUUAGCAGCCAUGUGCAAGUUAUGAAUGCACAAAUGUAUCAAGGAAAUUUCCAUGACAGGAAGGGUACCCAAUCAUGUUUCAUUUUCAGAAGUAGGAAAAAAAUUGUCACCAUUUGAGCCAUUCUCACAAUCCAGUAGCGGUGUGUAGUCUGACUCUUAAUUUCUAUCUGUGUCCCCAAUACACUGUGUUAAAUAGUGCAAUAUAAUCAAUGACUUCUCAGCUGUACAUUGUUGGACAAAAACAAAGAAAUAAAGAAAAAAUAACAUGUAGACUAGUGCACUGAUAAGCAACAAAAUGUAGGAAAGACGAUGCAAUGUUAUUUCCAGUUAAACUUGAAAAAUUUACCCUUCAUAUAGCUGUUUGUCUAUCAGUUUAAAUGCAAGAAAAUCACAUUGUGAAGUGUAGUUCAUGUAUUCUGUUACAAGAAACAUGUCAGGAGCAAACAUUUGACACAAUACAUAUCAUCCAAAAUGUUUAUUUGAUUGGAUAUUAAAUAUGUAUUCAACAGAGUUCUGUCUAAUAAAACAGGGUAUUGCAGUGAAUAUUAAUAUAUUUCAUUUGGGGAAACAUGUGCAACAGUUAGGUAAUAGGUAUAUUUUUGAGUACAGGGAUUUUCCAAAAAGAGGUGGAGGUGGUGGCCAUGUCAUGUAUGAUUCUGGUUUUCACACUAAAACAUAUCAGUCUUUCUGUUGUGAACAUAAACACAGCCACAUUUCUAAGUUUGCAAGAUUCAGUGAAGCAUAAAGAAAUACAGUGUUGCGUAAGCAAAUGCAGAAA